Messenger RNA from Manihot esculenta (cassava), 1056 nucleotides. Its product is annotated as putative pentatricopeptide repeat-containing protein At1g12700, mitochondrial. The coding region runs from base 1 to 1056 and encodes 351 amino acids. Lineage: Eukaryota; Viridiplantae; Streptophyta; Magnoliopsida; Malpighiales; Euphorbiaceae. The transcript has 6 exons. The record is from RefSeq and is a predicted model, not a curated record. Gene Ontology annotation, molecular function: protein binding.
AUGGCUAAACUGAGUUUAAUGAGAACCAUUUCUUUAGCCUCAGCUUUCAGGAUCUUCCACUCUCCACUGUUAAUGGGUACCAUUCAUUCUCCAACCCUAUUAUUUACUUGUUCUUUCCAUUCUUCUUCUAGUUCUAGAUCUGCUUCAAAACGCACACACAAAGAUGCAAGCUUGAAAUCUAAAUUCUAUUCUGCUUCCUUUAGGGACCUUGAUGAUGCCCUAGCUUCCUUUAAUCACAUCAUUCUUUUUCAUCCUCUGCCUUCUAUUGAUAAAUUUGGUCGAUUUUUAUCUGCUCUUGUCAGAAUAAAACAAUACCACACGGUGGUUUCAUUGUUCAGAAAAAUUGAGUUGUUACGAAUCUCACACAAUGUUUAUUCUCUUAACAUCUUGAUUAAUUGCUACUGCCGCUUACACCAUGUUGAUUUUGCCUUCUCAAUUUUGGGGAAAUUUCUCAAACUUGGAGUGAAGCCUGACAUUGUCACAUUUAAUACCUUAAUUGAUGGGCUCUGUAAAGAGGGUAAAAUCAAUAGAGCAGUAGACUUUUUCAAUCAUGUGGUUGCUAGAGGUUAUGAACCUGUUGUAAACACCUACAAUGUGAUAGUAAACGGUCUAUGCAAAUUGAAUCAAGCUUUGGAUUUACUGAAUGAAAAGGCGGUGCAUAACAUAUCACCAGAUGUUUAUACCUUCAAUAUAUUGAUUGACAAUCUUUUUAAGGAAGGAAUGGUUUCAAAGCCUGAUGUGGUGACUUACAAUUCAUUGAUGGACGGAUAUUGUCUGCAUAGCCAAAUGGAUGAGGCUAGAAAAGUAUUUGAUACGAUGGGCAAAGGGAUUGAUGAGGCAAUGGAAAUUUUAGUCAAACGCCUCAAAAAGGGAGAAGUUGAUGAUGCACUUAUCAUAUUCAAAGCGAUGGAAAAGAGUCAAUUAAAACCUAAUUGUGUGACAUAUACAAUUUUGAUCAAUGGUUUGCUCAAAGCUGGGAAGCUUAAUGAUGCCAAAGAGCUUUUUUCUAGGCUUUUUGAGAAAGGGUACCCAUUAUUAGGCAAUCCUUCACUUUGA